AUGGCGGACACCACCUGUUACGAAGAGAAUGUAAAUGUGUAUUCUCAGGGAUUAGGUUGCUGUCACCAUGACCCCUGCCAUGAACAAGCCUUGCUUCAUAGCAACCAACUCGGCAAUAGUGCUGGUUAUGAUGCUGUCUUGAAUUGGAGCAGCAACAACAACGCGAAUAGUGGAGUUUUAAGAUCAACUGAGGAUGAUGGUGUUUAUGUCUUUGAUUUCGUGAACUUGGGUUACGACAACAUGGAAAACAAUGACAGAGUUUUAUGGUCAAUUGAAGAGGAUGUUUAUAUCAUUGAUUCCGUGAACUUAGGUCACAAUCAACUGCAGACG
Molecule: messenger RNA, 330 nt
Organism: Sphenostylis stenocarpa
Lineage: Eukaryota; Viridiplantae; Streptophyta; Magnoliopsida; Fabales; Fabaceae
Source: the annotation of a GenBank genome assembly